GCCGGGCGGGCGGGUGGGGCCGGCUGGGCUGGAGCUGGGCUGGGGCGGCGAGGCCUGGAGCGGCGGCGGCGAUGCGGCCAGGAUGGCCGUCUCGGGGCUGAAGGCCGAACUGCGCCUCCUCGAGUCCAUUUUCGGCCGCGACCACGAGCGCUUCCGCAUCGCCUCCUGGAAGCCCGACGAGCUGCAUUGCCUCUUCGUGCCCCCCGACGGCCCCGGCCCGGCCCCGCCGCCCGCCAUCCACUGCAACAUCACGGAGUCCUACCCAUCUUCCUCGCCAAUAUGGUUUGUGGAAUCAGAUGACCCCAACUUGACUUCAGUGCUGGAGCGACUAGACGAUAUUAAAAGCAAUACUUUGCUUCUCCAGCAGCUGAAGCGGUUGAUAUGUGACCUCUGCCGGCUCUACAACCUUCCCCAGCAUCCGGAUGUCGAAAUGUUAGAUCAGCCUUUGCCGUCUGGCCAGAAUGGAACGACCGAAGAGGUGACAUCAGAAGAGGAAGAGGAGGAAGAUAUGGGUGAAGACAUCGAUCUGGAUCAUUAUGACAUGAAGGAGGAAGGGCCUGCCGAAGGGAAGAAAACGGAGGAUGACGGCAUCGAGAAGGAGAAUCUGGCCAUCUUGGAAAAAAUUCGGAAGAAUCAAAGGGAGGAUCACCUAAACGGUGCGGUUUCUGGGUCUGUCCAAGCAUCGGAUCGACUAAUGAAAGAGCUCAGGGAUAUAUAUAGGUCGCAAAGUUUUAAGACAGGGAUUUAUUCAGUGGAACUCGUGAAUGACAGCUUGUAUGAGUGGCACGUGAAACUUCUAAAGGUCGAUCCCGACAGUCCGUUACACAGCGAUCUCCAAGUCUUAAAAGAGAAAGAAGGCGUGGAAUAUAUUUUACUCAGCUUCUCUUUUAAGGAUAAUUUUCCAUUUGACCCUCCAUUUGUACGAGUAGUCUCUCCAGUACUCAGUGGAGGGUACGUUCUGGGUGGAGGCGCCCUAUGCAUGGAACUUCUAACCAAACAGGGUUGGAGCAGCGCCUAUUCCACAGAAUCGGUCAUCAUGCAGAUUAAUGCCACGUUGGUCAAAGGAAAGGCCAGAGUUCAGUUUGGGGCGAAUAAGAGCCAAUACAAUCUAGCAAGAGCACAGCAGUCUCAUAAAUCUCUAGUACAGUUACAUGAGAAAAAUGGUAUGUAUGUAUGGCUGGUUCACACCUCCAAAAGAAGAUGGAUAAUAUUGAGGGCCACAUUUAACAUUUGGACCAAUAUCAGUAAAAGAUUUUAUUUGCAGACUCAAGCUAUAAAUGCCCCAUAACAGCUCAUAAAUGAAUCAGUCAAUAUCCAGUAUAAAAUUACAGCCAUACUGUUCUGCUCAUUGGACAAAUAUUUUGGACAGAACAAUUUAAGACUUUCCUAUAUUUUCCCAGCGGAUUGAACACACCUGCGUUUUAGUACUGAGUCCCUCAAACUGGGUUCUUGGUUUACUCAAAAUUUCCUAUUGACUUUUCUAUGCACUUCAGGGGUGGUUGACGUUUUUUUUUUCUCCAGAAUGGACUGCAGAGGAUUGCAAUAUAUUUUAUUUAAAGCCAACCAAGAGGAAUAAAAUUAGUUUGAUAAUGUG
Ahaetulla prasina is the source of this 1594-nucleotide messenger RNA. RefSeq names its product ubiquitin conjugating enzyme E2 Q2 (gene UBE2Q2). Bases 83 to 1288 code for a protein of 401 amino acids. Lineage: Eukaryota; Metazoa; Chordata; Lepidosauria; Squamata; Colubridae. The record is from RefSeq and is a predicted model, not a curated record. The transcript has 13 exons.